Chrysemys picta bellii (western painted turtle) is the source of this 3344-nucleotide messenger RNA. Lineage: Eukaryota; Metazoa; Chordata; Testudines; Emydidae. The record is from RefSeq and is a predicted model, not a curated record.
GCGUGCUAUUAGUGUAAUGAUGUUUAAAACACUGUUUAAGAAAUGAAGUAAAGGGGGGGAAGAAGAAACCCAGUGGACCAAAGUUAAAGUCCCUUCUCUGUUAGAGAAGGAGAUUAAUGCAUUUGGGACAUGCACUUGGAUGAAAGGUGCAGUGGAACCGGAUGUAACAUUUGAUACCUUAGAAAACAGAUUUGAGAAAGAUGUACAGAUGUACAAGCCGAAUGCAAGUAAAAAGCAAACUGCCGUAGUAUGGCUGUUGUGGCAAGCUGUAAAAAGGUAAUUGCAUGUAAGGGGGAAAUACAUGCAGAGUUGCAAACAUUACAAGAGAAUUUUAAAACUUGCCAGGAAAAUUUGGAGUGGGAAGUGAGGCAGGCACAGAUAAUGCAAACUCAGUUAGAACCAAUGGGGAAACAAAAUAGGGAAUUGGAGAAAAGAAUGAUGGAUUGGGAAAAGAUUAAAGCAGACAAAGAUAAAUUAGAUCAUCAAGUGAUAGGAAUGAAACAGUUAUUUUGAGAUUUGACUAAUGGAAAGGAAGAGGAGAUCGUAAGUGUUUCUCACAGUUGGUGCCAGAAAACUAUAGCAGGACUGAAAAAGCAAGUGAAAAUACAGGAGCUGCAAGUUGCGGAUGUGUGUCAAAAAGAGAGAGAUUUGGAUUCGGAUUUGGAUUCUAAUGAUAUUUGGUAUGCAGAGGAUCUGCGAGGCGGUUAUGAGAAAAGGGAACCAACCGUCGAGAGGGGCUUUAUACUAAAUUGAGAUAAGGAGGCUGCAAAGCUCAGAAUCCUCAGAACUCGACCUGCCCUGAUAGCAUCUGAGCCACCAUGGGAACCCGAGGAGACGUGUAUGCAUUGGGGCUCUGCAUCGCCCUGUGCCUGUGGGGCACCGUGGCCCAGAAUAAUGGAGUACAAGCUGUUCCCGCCCCUGCAGGUACCACUGAGGACUGCAACAGCCAUGUGCUGUGCCCAGCAAACGCCAAGUGUGUGAACAACACCCACUGCACCUGCCUGGAUGGAUACCAGACACAUGGGAAUCGCUUCUUCACCGACACAACGGAGAUCUGUGACGAUAUUAACGAGUGUCUGGGGCCGAGCCAGCCAGACUGCGGACCCAACGCAAACUGCAACAAUACGCCUGGGAGUUACUACUGCACCUGCAUCGAUGGCUACGAGUCCAGCUCUGGGAAAGCCAACUUCACGCACGCGAGUGAGAACACCUGCCAGGAUGUUAAUGAAUGUCUCAGAUCCCCUGACAUCUGCGGCCAAGGAGCCCAGUGCAACAACACCAACGGGAGUUACCAGUGUGCCUGCCCAGCCGGCCACAUCCCUUCCACCGGGAGCUGGGUCCAGAACCAAACCACGUGUAAAGUCCCCAGCAUUAACUCCAGCGCUGAGUUCGAGGGAAUCAAAGAGACGUGCAGGAAUUUCUCUCUGCAGGGAAAGCGGAGCGGCGAAAGCAGCAGUUGUUGCUCUUUCUUUAAUUCGACCUUAGACAUUUUGAUGUCCGUGUUUGGAGACGAGGGUACGGAGUUAUCACUGGAGGAUGCGACUCGCUCUUUCAACUCCAUCCUGAACAGCACCUCCCUCUGGGAUGGCGGAGACAAGGGGGACGUGGGGUCGUGCGUGACAGUCCUGCUGCAGAGCGUGGAACUGGCCGCACUGGCCACUGCGCUCCGGUCUCCAGAGAGGACAACACAGAACGUGACAACAGAGUCUAUGGCUGUUGAGACGCGGCUUGUCACAGGGGCCUGCAGCCAGCACAGUGAGGUCUUCACGCUGAGAGCUUACGAGGAGAUGAUGGACGUGCACUGUGAUACAGUCACCGGGGCAGCCACACAAGCAGGUUUGGGGGCUGCUGCUUUUAUUUCCUACUCCACCCUGGACUCCAUCAUCAGUGCGAGACGUCUCAGCGAGGGAAAUCUACCGGCUGGUGGGAAGCUGGAGAAGAGUCAUCUCAACUCCAGGGUGGUGAGUGGGGCCGUCGGAGACGGGAGACCCAUUCACCUCUCCAGACCCGCAAACUUCACCCUGCGCCACAGACAGGCCAAAAAAGAGGAGGACGAGGCUCUCUGUGUCUACUGGAAAGUAGUGGCUGAGAACGGGAGCUGGUCUCCAGACGGCUGCACUGCCGUGCACACGAACAGCACUCACACCACCUGCAGCUGUGACCUUCUCUCCAGUGUGGCCGUCCUAAUGGCUCCCACCACAGUGACGGAGAAUUACCCACUGACCAUCAUCACCUACGUGGGACUGACCCUCUCCCUGCUGUGCCUCUUCCUCGCCAUCCUCACCUUCCUCCUGUGCCGCUCCAUCCGCAACGUCAGCACCUCCCUCCACCUGCAGCUCUGCCUCUGCCUUUUCAUGGCUGACCUGCUCUUCCCCACAACGGAGACCCAGAUCUGCAGUGAGGUUGCAUGUGCUGUCAUUGCUGGGCUCCUACACUACCUCUUCCUGGCCUGCUUCUCCUGGAUGUUCCUGGAGGGGCUGCACCUCUUCCUCACCUCCUGGAACCUGAAGGUUGUGAAUUACACCAGCGCCAGCUGGUUCAAGAAGAGAUUCAUGUACCCGUUCGGCUACGGAUUCCCAGCCCUGGUGGUGGCUAUUUCUGCAGUGGUGAAUCCUGAAGGCUACGGAACUUCCAAACACUGCUGGCUAAGCCUGGAGAGAGGCUUUCGUUGGAGCUUCCUGGGUCCAGUCUGUGCCAUAAUCCUGAUAAAUAUAACGUUCUUUGCCUUGACCCUGUGGAUCCUGAGAAACAGACUCUCCUCCCUCAAUGCAGAUGUGUCCACCCUCAGAGACCACAGGUUACUGACCUUUAAAGCCAUCGCCCAGCUCUUCCUUCUGGGCUGCACAUGGAGCCUUGGUCUCCUCCAAGUCGACCCAGCAGCCACAGUCAUGGCAUAUUUAUUCACCAUCGUCAACAGCCUGCAGGGAGCCUUCAUCUUCCUGGUGCACUGUCUCCUCAAUCGCCAGGUGAGAGAGGAGUACAGGAGAUGGAUCAAGAGAUUCCGAAUGUUCAGCACAAACUCUCAGACAUACGAUCUAUCCAUGUCUGCUAUCCCCACCACCAGCACCAACACGUUGCUGUCCUUGGUCGGCGAAGGCCCAGAGUUAUGAGCGUUCACGUGAGUUCAACUCCCACUGGAGGGGUGGGAGGUAUGGAGAUGGCGUCAAAAAAUGCCUCGGCUCCUGCUGCCACAACCACAUAUACAACUGAAGUCUGGCCUGAACUACAGACCUAUAUCGGUAUUGUGACGUUGCACUCCAUAUGUUUAUGGAAAUAUGCUUAUGAGUGUAAAUAUAAUGUUACUGGAAUAUGCUUCAUGCGAAAGGUCUCUUGUAUCAUUACAA